UUUUUUUGUAAAGUAUUAUUUAAUAUUUUAUUAUAAAAUAUUAAAAUGAGAAAAGGCAAGAACCGCAAGGCCUGCUCGUUCCUUGCCCCAAAGUUCCAUCAGGUGUCUGCUCCAAAAUCACCAUUCCAAGACUCUACUGCUCUAGCGCCCAACAAUGGAAGAAGGAAGAGGAGAUGACGCCACUUGGAGCACGGCUGUGGAAGAUCUCGUGGACGCCGGAGACAUGGACGGAGCCAUCUCUCUCCUCGAAUCUCUAGUUUCUAAGUUCGACAUUUCCGAACCAUCUGCCUCCAAUCUCCAAUUAGCCUCUGCUCUCACUGACUUGGCCAAUCUCUACUCGUCCAAAGGCUUCUCUCUCAAAGCUGAUGAUGCCCUUUCUCGGGCUUCCCUCAUUAAACUUCGUUCUCAACACGUUCUCCCUUCGCCAAGUGACGCAGAGAUCAGAAAGAGCCCAGAGAAAGAAGAUUGCAUUUCACCUCAAAAUGAUGGUUUGCCUCGUGAUAGUUCAGCUCCAGAGGGGGAGAUUGAUGAUGAUUGGGAGGCCAUUGCAGAUCGUGCACCCGAUGAAUUGCUCUCUCCGCAGUGCUCACCAGGAGUUUCUAUGCUUUCACUAGAAGAUGCAAAAGUUCAAACUUCUAAGCGGCGUGGAAGGGGAAGAUUCUCAUACAAGGAAGAGGCCUUGUAUAGUGACUGGGCAUCUGAUGGGCCUAAAAUUGCUGAUUCAGGGGAUGAACCUGAGCAUCAUAAUUUGGAAUGCAAAACGGAAACAAGAUAUAGAUAUGGCACACAUCAUGUUCUUGUUCUGGCCGACUUUCCACCUACUACAAAGACAAUAAAGUUGGAGAAGCUCUUUGAGAACUUCAGAGAUUGUGUUGUGAUUCGCUGGGUCAAUGAUACAGUUGCACUCGCAGUAUUUAGGACACCAUCAAUUGCAUGUGAGGCCUAUAGCUGUGUUCAUUGCCCAUUCACAGUACGUAUACUUGAUGAGAAUGAUACCCUUCUGAGCUCAAUUCCAACAAGAGAUUUGGAGCCUCCUCGACCAAGACCAGAGACAUCAGUGAGAACUGCAAGGAGGCUGAUUGCACAGGGAAUGGGAUUAAAGUUGCCCUCGGCAAGCUUGGGGGCUAGAGAAGAAUUGUGGAAACAGGAGGAAGCCAGAAGGAAACGCAUCGUUACGAGGCAAAAUAUGAGGGAAGAUGCUUGGGGUGCUGAUGAUUAAACCAAGAUUUUGAUUUAUGACAUGUCAUAUUCAAGAAAAAAGCGACCCACUAAACGUAAGCAAGCAUUUGGUCACCAGGUGCAUGACCAUGUGGAUGGUUCAGUGCCUCUAUAAUCUCUCUCACUCAAUACAUUUUCAUAUAAUUUCCUCAAUUAUUUUCUCAAAUAGAUGGUAUUCCACCAAGUCUUUUGUAGCAUAAUUGCCUUAGCACAGAUGUUUAUUCUCAGAAACAGAAAUACAGACAUCAUGAUAAAAGAGUUUGUUGAAGUGCAUGCAGCAGGAGGAGCCCUGGAUGCCUGAGGAACACCGUAGUGCCAACGCCCCCAGCAAGUGCUUUACAAUGGAAUGAAUGGGUUGCAGCUGUUCUUUCGGAUGCAUUGGCCUUAUUUACACACACACACACACACACACACACACACAUAUAGAAAGGGAAACCAUAUAUAAUGCAAGAGAAAAGAAACAAAACUAUUGUCUUAUUUAUAUUUUUCUUUAUUAAUUUACUAAAUUGUCUUGUUCAUAAUUCACCACCAAGAUAUUUUUCCAGUUAUUUGCAUGAGAAAGAUCGUUCCCCC
Messenger RNA from Malania oleifera, 1791 nucleotides. RefSeq lists its product as uncharacterized. Bases 155 to 1219 code for a protein of 354 amino acids. Gene Ontology annotation, molecular function: nucleic acid binding. The transcript is spliced from 6 exons. Lineage: Eukaryota; Viridiplantae; Streptophyta; Magnoliopsida; Santalales; Ximeniaceae. The record is from RefSeq and is a predicted model, not a curated record.